UUCAUGGGGAACCGAGUGUGUAAAAUCUCGGUUGCUGUAGUCCUCAGCUGUUUAGCGUCCGUGUCCGCGGUGUGUGUGAUAACUCCGGCGUCUCACAGCGCUUUAGAUUCGUUCCGGAAACUGAAACCGAUUUAAAAGUCGAGAUGGCGGACGAGCAGGAGAUCAUGAGCAAGCUGGAGAACAUUAAAGAGAUCCGCAGUAAGACGGUGCAGAUGGAGAAGCUGAAGACGCGUCUCCGCUCCGAGUUUGCGACGCUGGAAAGUGAGGAGAAACACCUGCGAGAGUACAAACAGGAAAUGGAGCUGCUGAUGCAGGAGAAGAUGGCGCACGUCGAGGAGCUCCGCCUCAUCCACUCCGACAUCAACGUGAUGGAGAACACUAUAAAGCAGUCGGAGUGUGAUCUGAACAAGCUGCUGGAGUCGACUCGGAGACUGCACGAUGAGUACAAACCGCUGAAGGAUCACGUCGACACCCUGAGAGCGGCACUCGGCCUGCGGAGGCUUCCGGAACUCUGCCGGGAGGAGGAGCGGCUGACCCUCGAUUACUUUGAGAAGCAGAAAGCCGACUGGAAGACGGAACCUCUGGAGCCUCCAAUCCCAGAAUCCUUAGCGGCGGUGGCAGCGGCAACAGCCCAACAGCUGCAGGCGGCAAGGAAACAAGACGCACGACAGCCGGCAACCACGUUCCGGCAACAGCCGCCACCCAUGAAGGCGUGUCUUUCGUGUCAUCAGCAGAUCCACCGGAACGCCCCGAUCUGUCCUCUGUGUAAAGCCAAGAGCCGCUCGCGCAACCCCAAAAAACCCAAGAGGAAACCCGACGAGUAACACACACACACACACACACACACACACGGUUUAAUUACACCGUAGAUUACUAAGGUAUCACACUCAUCCUGUCAUUUUUCCUCUUCGGACAUUUUUAUCAUUAAAUUUGUAGAGAUUUCUGUCAUUUUUACGGAAUCACGUGUUUAUUAUUAUUAUUUUUUCAUUUGUGUGUAAUAGCAGAUGAAUAUCAGGUGAAAGCCUCCGCCGUGCCGGUGUGUGUUUGCGUGUUCAGAGACGAGACGCAGAGAGUGUGUUGCGGACGUUUUCGUCGCCAAUGACUGAAGAUAACCUUUCUCUCUUCUUUUUUUUUUUAAUGAAUUUGCCUCCGUGUGAAUGAAAUAUUCAAAUCCGCUCUCUUAAUUUAUCGUUUUUGUAUUUUUAUUCAUCUCUAUUUUUAACGUGUGCUUCAGUCAUUUUUGUGCAUUUCUCCGUUAAGAAAUCUUUUUAGCUGUCUUUUAAAGCCUUUAGUUUUUUUUGUGUAAAUGUUCUUUAAAUGACUUUAAAUUCUUUCCUUCUUUUUAAAAAAAAAAAGCUGUCGACACUUUUGUCUCGUCUUCAGAACAUUAACGAUGGAAACGUGGCGUGAACUCGUGCGUCAAGUUUGUGCAAUUUUGUAAAAAAUAUUUUUCUGGGUUUUUUUUUUUUCCCUCUUGCGUUGUUUUCGGAUGUUUAAAUAACUGAUUGUUUUUAACCUCGUCUCUUUUUUUAAAGAACGUAUCCCGUUUCUUUACAUGCUGUACAUGUACACGAGAAGCGCGUUUCUCAGUAAACACCCGUCUGUCCGUCA
This is a messenger RNA of Ictalurus punctatus (channel catfish), 1611 nucleotides long. RefSeq names its product zinc finger, C4H2 domain containing (gene zc4h2). The record is from RefSeq and is a predicted model, not a curated record. The coding region runs from base 144 to 824 and encodes 226 amino acids. Gene Ontology annotation, cellular component: nucleus. Lineage: Eukaryota; Metazoa; Chordata; Actinopteri; Siluriformes; Ictaluridae. The transcript has 5 exons. Gene Ontology annotation, biological process: positive regulation of neuron differentiation.